CGGCAGACGGCGCGGCGCUUUACGGCUGCCGUGCUUCUCGUCUCCGCCGGCAUGGAGGGAGAGGAGUUGGAGAGGGAAGAUGCGGAGCAGGAGGCUGUGGAAGGGAUAGAUGAGAAACCAGAGGCGGUGGAGGAGCAGGAGGAAUCCGAAGAGGCGGUUUGUGGCGCCAAGAAGAGGGUGGUGCCUGGUAUUGUGUACUUGGGCCACCUCCCGCCCCGCUUUCGGCCUCUGCAUGUACGGAACCUUCUCAGCGCGUAUGGCGAGGUCGGGCGCGUCUUUUUCCAGCCCGAGGACGGGUUCGUGAGGCGCAAGAAGAAGGCAGCGGCAGCCUCGACAGCGGGAGGCAAAAAGCGGUCCAAGUACAGCAAAGACUACACCGAGGGCUGGGUGGAGUUCCGGGACAAGCGAGUAGCCAAGCGCGUGGCAGCGAGCCUUCACAAUACGCCCAUGGGGGCCCGAAAGCGCAGCCCCUUCCGUUAUGACCUAUGGAACCUCAAGUACCUGCACCGUUUCACGUGGUCCCACCUCAGCGAACAUCUCGCCUUUGAGCGCCAGGUGCGCAGGCAGCGCCUGAGGGCCGAGGUUGCCCAGGCCAAGCGUGAGACUGACUUUUAUCUUCGAAGUGUGGAACGGGGACAGCGCUUCCUUGCUGCUGAAGGGGACUCUGCCCGCCCGAAUGGCACCUGGACCUUUGCCCAGCGUCCUACUGAGCAAGAGCUGAGAGCCCGGAAGGCAGCUCGGCCAGGGGGACGUGAGCGGGCUCGCCUGGCAAAUGCCCAGGACCAGGCUCGCUCCAACCGAGGGCUGCUUGCCAAGAUCUUUGGAGCCCCACCACCUUCAGAGAGCAUGGAGGAGCCCUGAGUAGUCAAGAACUCUUGAAAGGCAGGGAGACCCUUUCCAUCUCCUAGCCUUGCUUCCUGUCUACCUGAUAAUAACUACUGACAGUGAUUAUAUUAUCUUUCUAAGACCAGGAGUCUGGUGGGUGCUUAGGCAUAGAUGUCUUGUGGGGCUUGGUCCACCCUCCAACUCCUGUUGCCUGGCUGAGGCACCCAGUUCAUACUAGCAAGAGUAUGACUACGGCAGGAUGCCAAUUUUGCUUGAUUCUUGACUGUCUACUUCUGCCCAGUGAGAUCCUCUAAAAAUCCCACUUCCUGGGCCGAGGAAGAGCCUUUACUUCAAGCUAGAGUGAUAAAGCCCACUCCAGGCAGCUGUUCCACCAACUAUAGAUGAAGGGAAGCUGCAACAUCCUUUUUAUUUGAGAAGAUUAACAGGGCCUGGGGGUAAAGGGGUGGGACUGGGUUGGGAGCCACCUUCCAAGUAAAUGUAUAGAAAAGAAAAAA
Messenger RNA from Mustela erminea (ermine), 1340 nucleotides. RefSeq names its product activator of basal transcription 1 (gene ABT1). Gene Ontology annotation, molecular function: RNA binding. Gene Ontology annotation, biological process: small-subunit processome assembly; endonucleolytic cleavage in 5'-ETS of tricistronic rRNA transcript (SSU-rRNA, 5.8S rRNA, LSU-rRNA); endonucleolytic cleavage in ITS1 to separate SSU-rRNA from 5.8S rRNA and LSU-rRNA from tricistronic rRNA transcript (SSU-rRNA, 5.8S rRNA, LSU-rRNA). The transcript has 3 exons. The coding region runs from base 52 to 861 and encodes 269 amino acids. Gene Ontology annotation, cellular component: nucleolus. Lineage: Eukaryota; Metazoa; Chordata; Mammalia; Carnivora; Mustelidae. The record is from RefSeq and is a predicted model, not a curated record.